This is a messenger RNA of Rhinocladiella mackenziei CBS 650.93, 987 nucleotides long. RefSeq lists its product as uncharacterized. Gene Ontology annotation, cellular component: RNA polymerase II transcription regulator complex. The transcript is spliced from 3 exons. The coding region runs from base 1 to 987 and encodes 328 amino acids. Gene Ontology annotation, molecular function: DNA-binding transcription activator activity, RNA polymerase II-specific; transcription cis-regulatory region binding. The record is from RefSeq and is a predicted model, not a curated record. NCBI's taxonomy places the organism in Eukaryota, Fungi, Ascomycota, Eurotiomycetes, Chaetothyriales, Herpotrichiellaceae.
AUGGCGAAACAGAUGCCCGUGCGCGUCGACGUGAGCAGGUCAGGCGCGCUCAAAGGUGAGGCUAUUGUGCUAACGCAUCUCGUCAGAACCCAUCGAGAUCGCAAAGCAACCUAUGUUAAAACUUUGGAGUCAGAAGUUGCAAAGCUCCGUGCCCGAGAUGCAGCACAUGAUGCGGAGAUCCAAGCUUGCAGGGAGACCAUCCGGCGUCUCAAGGAGUUGAUCAAGUAUCACCACAUCCCAUUGCCAUCGGAUUUGGCAUCAGAUCCGAGGAUAUCCAGUCCCCAGGCAACCAUCGAGUUGCUUGGACUCUCCGAUCAUUCUCAGGCCAUUCGAGCCCAGCUGCCUGACACCUACACCCUCGCAUCAUCCUCAAAUAUAUCUUCCACCUUCCCACCCGCCUCUGAGUCUAUGAUUUCUUCGAGCGAAUUUCAAGCUGGCAUGAACAUCAGCGACGCUCCAAGUCUCCAUCAAGCUCCGAGUAUUUAUUCGACAACCAGUAUCUCAGACUCUAUGCCGCACCCUCAGGGACUAGGGGCUACUCAAGUCGGUGUCGACUUCGUGCUCGCCCUCGAACAUGUCUGUCUGGGCCAUCAUGCACGACACAGCGUCAACACCGAGGGCAGUGGCCACGAAAUGAUGCUCAUGAGUCCCAUCAUGUCCCGGUCGCCGCCUUUUGCACAAAGCACGCAGACAGAUUCAGGUCUCCCGGAUGGGACCAGAUGGAGCGUCCCGGCCGUGGAACUGGAAAAAUUACUGGAAUUUUCCGAUCGACUUAGUCUCGAUGGUGAGGUGACGCCGGUAGAAGCAUGGCAACGAAUACGACAGCAUCCCAACUUUUCGAAUCUGACUCGGGAUGGCCUGGAAGCUUUGAAAGCUACUCUCAUUCCCGAAGUCAAGUGCUAUGGAUUUGGUGCUGUCGUCGAUGAGGAGUAUUUCGAGUCGCUCCUUCAGCAAGCCCUGGGUGGACCUGGUCCGCGAGCUUUGUGA